CGGUGGUAUCCGCCAAUCCAUCUCGCCAUGAUGUUGGUUGCCCGCGCGCUGCGGAAGCCGGUGCUUGCCUCGGGCCGCCGCCCGCUCUCGUUCCUUGGCCGUCUCUUUGGCGACGAAGAGGUGUCGCCGGCGGCUGCGCCAUCAUCGCGGCCCUUUGGCUCGAGCGAGUACCACCUCGCGCUGCUUGGGUACGUCUCGCAGACCAUGCACCCGCAGCACUCGCUGGCCGCGAUCAUCGAGAAGGACGCGGACUUUCUCAUGGGCCACGUGCUGAUUGGCGCGAGCCAGUGCCUCUCGCCGCAUGCGCUUGCCGACAGCGUCCAAGCGUCGACGCGCGCCGCGACGGCCAAGGCCAUUGCCGCCCGCGUCGAGACGAGUACGCUGGAAAAGUGGCACGUUCAAGCACUCGAGUACCUCGUGGCGGGCGAGUGCCGCAACGCCGUCGCAGUCUACGAGACCAUCUUGCGCCAUGACGUGACCGACCUCCUCGCGCUCAAGUGUGCCACCGAGCUCUACGCGAUCCUCGGCGACAAGAGCAACAUGCUGCAUGUGGUCUCCCGCGUGCUGCCGCAGUGGUCGGCGACGAUGCCGGGCUACAGCCACCUCCUGGCCAUGCAAGCCUACGCGCUCUCGGAGAACGGCGACCACGGCGCCGCGCACAGCCUCGCAGACCGCGCCAUGUCCAUGCACGAAGAAGACGCGGUUGCGUUGCAUGCGCUACUGCAUGUGUACGAAGUCCAAGGCAAGCACCAAGACGGCGCGAGUCUUUUGCUGCAGAGUGCGGACCAAUGGGAGACGUACGCGGUCUUGCGGACCCACUUGCAGACGCAUUUUGCGCUAUUUCUCAUUGAAACCGGCCGCUACGACCGUGUGCUCAAGCUGCUUCGCCACGAUAUUUUGACAUGCGAGAGUAUGUCGGCGAAUGUCUUGAUCGAUGCGACGCAGAUUUACUGGCGCCUCGUCCUUGCGGGCUUUCCUGCCGACUCGAUUGCGACCGAGCUCAUGACGCAGUGGCGUCACGUUGUCGACAGCGACGUGCCGCUCACGCCGCUCGCGACGCUCCAUGCGCAUACCAUGUUGUCGCACGCAUCGGCACCCGACGGGAUCCGCAAGCAGCUGGCCCCACCCACGUCAGGUCUGGGAGAUGACGCAUGGGACGUGGCGGCCGUGGCGGCCAAGCUCGAGCGCAGCGUGACGACGUUUAGCUACCCGGAAGCUGGGUUCUCUGCCAUUGCGCAAGCGGCGUUUGCGGCGGUCACUGCCUACAACGAGCAUCGGUUUGGCGACGCUGUCACUGGUCUCUUGCGCGUUCGCUCGCAAGCCCACGUGCUUGGCGGGUCCAAGGUCGAGCAAGAGCUCUACGACAUGCUGCUCAUCGAUGCGGCGACGCGUGGCGGGCAGUUUGACUUGGCGCACCUCGUGCUCAAUGAGCGUAUCAACGCCAAACCGCAGAGUGCGCAAUACUGGCACACGUUUGGCAACGUUAUGCGUGGCCUUGGUGACGCCGAUGGCGUCGACGGCGCUCGUCGCAUGAGCUACGUCCUCGGCCUCGGUCAAGCGGGCGCCGGCGCCUCGUAAGCCAGCGCACUGAACUUGGACGGUGCCACACCGCGUGAAAGACUAGAAACACGCCGUGGAAAUAUCUUUGAACCAGACUACUCUGGUUCUCGUGGCUGUUCAAGGUGUCAAGGGCCAA
Messenger RNA from Saprolegnia parasitica CBS 223.65, 1696 nucleotides. RefSeq lists its product as hypothetical. Lineage: Eukaryota; Oomycota; Saprolegniomycetes; Saprolegniales; Saprolegniaceae. The record is from RefSeq and is a predicted model, not a curated record. Bases 28 to 1578 code for a protein of 516 amino acids. Gene Ontology annotation, molecular function: protein binding. The transcript is spliced from 14 exons.